AUGGCCUGGUACCGGGAUGACCCUGUACUGGGACAACCUGGGUUUGGCAUGACCUGGUGCCAGCCAGGGACGCAGGGCCGCGGGACCGGGGACAGCCUGCAGAGGUUCUCCGCACUGCCCGCCUACUUGCCGACAAGCCUGCGCAUCUCGCACGCGGACCAGGCCUUCUUCCUCAAGGAAGCCAACCAGGACGUCAUGCGAAAUGCCAGCCUGCAGGCCCGAGCGGAGCCGCUCUUCAUCUACCGAGCCAGGAGCCCGCCCCUGCUCAAUGCCAGCUAUGGCCCGUUCUGGACCGCCAAGCCCAUCCCGCAGGAGCUCCUGGUGCCCGCCACUCCCUUCGGGGGUGCGAGGAGUUUCCCCUUCAACUGGAGGCUGCGUGCCCACAUCCUGGACAGCUCCAUCUACUCCAACAGACCCAAGGUGCAAACACUGUUCUACGUGGCGGGCAUGGCCUGGGGCGAUGAAGACCCCAGCGACCACCUGCCCUGCGUCAAGAUGUUUGCCUUUCCGGAGACCAGGGAGGUGGCGGCCAGCUGCCGGCUGCAGGGGGCCCCGGGGCUGUGCGUGGCCGAGCUGGAGCUGCUGCCCGAGUGGUUCAGCUCGGGCCUGGACCUGGAGCCCGAGGAGGAGAUCCCGGCGCUGCUGGGAGGCACGGCCAUGGAACUCUUCUUCUCACUGUUUGCAGCCGACGAGACGGGCCGGUGCCCGCUGGAGGAGGAGGGCAAGUGGGAAAACAACAUCCACGCAGGCUCCGAGGGCGCCCCACCGGCGCCGCCUGCCCGGGAGAGGAUCGGGAGCGUGGUGGUCUACCCGACGCAGGAUGACCUCAAGUGGUCGCUGCUGAACCUGGACGAGAACCUGGCGCUGUCGGUGCCGCUGAACCUCGUCCGCGAAGGGGACACGGCCACCUUCCUGGUCUCCCUGACUGGCGGCUCUACAGCAGACCAAUUCACCCUGAGAAUCAAGGCGGCGGUGGGCGUGAAGAUAACUGCCGUGAGGGUCGGUGAGGACGACCAGUGGACUGUCCAGGAGCAAAUCGAGCAGGAUGGCGCUCAGACCACGGCCAGCCUGACCUGCGUGGGCCGCCCCCGGGAUGUGCACAACAGGGCAAAUGGCUCCUUGCACGAGAUCCUGCAAGUGGACUUUGGAGUGGACAACAGCAGCGGCCUGGCAGGGGCCCAGCAGAUCACCUGGCAGGUGGAGUACCCGCUGGAGGACGCCACGAGUGCACUGGUUGUCUCUGAGAUCUUUGUCAGCCAGACCAGCUUUGUGGGCAUCGUCCCUCUGGCCAUGGACACGGAGAUUCUAAACACCGCCAUCCUGACCGGCAAGCCAGUCUCAGUGCCCGUCAAGGUCGUGGCUGUCCAGGAGGACGGCUCCGUGGUGCACGUGUCGGAGUCUGUGGAGUGCAGGUCGGCUGACGAGGAUGUCGUCAAGGUUUCCAACAACUGUGACUCCAUUUUUGUGAAUGGGAAAGAAAUGAAGAGUAAAGUGGACACCAUCGUGAACUUCACCCACCAGCACUUCACGUCCCAGUUAGAAGUCACGGUCUGGGCGCCCCGGCUGCCCCUGCAGAUCGAGAUCUCGGACACAGAGCUGAGCCAGAUCAAAGGCUGGCGGAUCCCGGUGGCCUCCAACAGAAGGCCCACCCGCGAGAGCGAUGAGGAGGAGGACGAGGAGAAGAAGGGGCGCGGGUGCUCCCUGCAGUACCAGCAUGCCGUGGUGCGCGUCCUCACCCAGUUUGUGACUGAGUCUCCGGACCUGGGCCAGCUGACCUACAUGCUGGGCUCCGAGUGGCAGUUUGACAUCACUGACCUUGUGACGGAGUUCAUGAAGGUGGAGGAGCCAAAAGUCGCCCAGUUACAGGAUGGCAGGACGCUGGCUGGUCGGGAGCCGGGGAUCACCACUGUGCAGGUGCUCUCGCCUCUGUCCGACUCCAUCCUGGCUGAGAAGACGGUGAUUGUCCUGGAUGACCGCGUCACCAUCACGGAGCUGGGUGUGCAGCUGGUGGCUGGCUUAUCUGUUUCCCUGCAGCCUCACCGGGCAGACAAAAGGGCUCUUGUCGCCAUAGCAACAGCCCAGGACGUUCUUCAAGCCCCACAGCAGGAAGCCACAGUCAGUGCUUGGAUUUUGCUCAGUGACGGCUCGGUGACGCCUUUAGACAUCUACGAGCCCAAGGAUUUUUCUGUUACUGUCUCAUCCCUGGAUGAAAUGGUGGUGUCUGUGCAGCCAGACCUGCAGUCCCAGUGGCCGCUGGUGGUGGCGGAAGGCGAGGGGCAAGGCCCCUUGGUCAAGCUGGAGAUGACCAUCAGUGAGCCGUGCCAGAAGACCAAGAGGAAGAGCAUCCUUGCCGUAGGUAGAGGGUACGUCAAGGUCAAAUUUGAGCCGGGAAUCGGUGGGCACCCCGGAGGUACCAAUGACAUCGAGGGUGUGAGCCGAGAGUACAAACACCACCUCAGUAAUUCCAUCGAGCGCGAGGGGAGCCACGAGAGAGCUGUGCAGGAGUGGCCACACCAUGGCGUCCCUGCCGGCACAGAGGACAGCACCAAUAGGAGUGCAAGCUCCCACUCACCGGCAGUGGGGAGGGGUCAGAAGCCGCUUCGCAGCGGGGGCUUGGAUGCCUUCACCAGCUUCCCCACUCAGGGGAAGCUGCCAGGACCCCACGACCCCAGCGACCUCACAGUGGCCUCCAGGGGCCUGAGCGACCUGGAGAUCGGCAUGUACGCGCUGCUCUGCGUCUUCUGCCUCGCCAUCCUCGUCUUCCUCAUCAACUGCGUGGCGUUUGCCUGGAAAUACAGACACAAAAGGCUGGCAGUGAGUGAGCAAGGCAACAUCCCGCACUCUCACGACUGGGUGUGGCUGGGGAACGAAGUGGAGCUGCUGGAGAACCCGGUGGACAUCACCCUGCCGUCGGAGGAGUGCACGACCGUGCUGGACAGGGGGCUGCCGUUCGAGGAGCGGAACUUCCUGCUCAACGGCAGUUCCCAGAAGACUUUCCACAGUCACCUGCUCAGACCUUCCGACUAUGGCUACGAGAAGGAGAUGCAGAGCGAGCCUGUGAACCCCUCGGGGCCCAAGAGGAAGAGAGUCAAGUUUACUUCCUACACCACCAUCCUCCCUGAGGACGGCGGCCCCUACACCAACUCCGUCCUGUUUGACAGCGACGACAGCAUCAAGUGGGUCUGCCAGGAUGUGGGGCUGGGGGCCUCGCAGGACUUCCGGGACUACAUGGAGAGGUUGCAGGACCAGAUGUAACUGCUUUCUUAUGUUCGUAUUCACCUUUAUGCCUUCUGUUUUUGGGAUGGUGGAGCGGUGGGUCUGAUCUGCAAUAGGGGGUGACUACCAGAGUGUUGGUGGAGGUCUGUUGGCAUCCCUUGCUCAGCAGGUGUCCGACCGAGGCCUGCGCAGCCAAGGCAAAACAGCCGCCCGUGGGGACUGGAGUAAGACCUCGGGGGCAGGUCCUGCCUGGCUCUAGCCCGGUGUGACGGUAAGAAACACGCCCCACAGCACUGGUACUCAUCUCACAACCAACGGCCAUGUAGGAGAGGGGAUUCGGGGCAUGACUUUUCUAUUUCUAGACCGUUUAAAGCACAGUGGACACUUGGCUGCCCUCGGCCCGAGUUGAGAUGUGUGAGAAAGAUGACUGAAUGUAGCUACUCUUGUGUGCUGGGAGCGCCGCACAUUAUUUUUACAUACGUUUGCCCCUGCACCUGUUCUGUGACCUCUGGUUUUCCUUUUGAAACAGGAAGAGCCAAGGUUUCCACCCUUCCUCUGGGAUCCACUGGGUCCAUGUAUGCGUCUUGUCCCUGGGGUGUGCCGUGCCGUGCUGUUCCUGGGUCUCCAUGCAAGCCGUUGGGUUUUAGCCCAGCUUUCUGCACUUCGUCAUUGAGGGACACUGCCUAGGAAGCCUGUUCCCGUCUGUGUUUCUUUCUGUUGUUGAACUUUCCCUUGUAAGCCUGGGACAAGGGGUUUUACUUAAAAUGUUAACCUACUAUGAGGGAGGGCCAUCUCUUUACAGUUUUUUACAUGAAGCUUAAAAAAAAUCAGAGAAAAGUUAA
This is a messenger RNA of Ochotona curzoniae (black-lipped pika), 4058 nucleotides long. It is a transcript of the gene TMEM132B, whose product is annotated as transmembrane protein 132B. The record is from RefSeq and is a predicted model, not a curated record. The transcript is spliced from 9 exons. NCBI's taxonomy places the organism in Eukaryota, Metazoa, Chordata, Mammalia, Lagomorpha, Ochotonidae. The coding region runs from base 1 to 3255 and encodes 1084 amino acids.